Messenger RNA from Colletotrichum graminicola M1.001, 774 nucleotides. RefSeq lists its product as uncharacterized. The transcript is spliced from 2 exons. Lineage: Eukaryota; Fungi; Ascomycota; Sordariomycetes; Glomerellales; Glomerellaceae. The coding region runs from base 1 to 774 and encodes 257 amino acids. The record is from RefSeq and is a predicted model, not a curated record.
AUGUCUUCCUCCAUCAAGAGCGUUUUCGCCAUUGGCCUCCUGGCCACCGCCGACAUCGUUGCUGGCCACGCUGCCAUCAUUUCCGCCACUGGUAAUGCCGGUGGAAAGGGCAUGGCCCUCGGCAUCGAUACCAGCACUCCCCGCGAUGGAACACGCCGAAACCCCUUCCAGGCGGACAGCACCCGCUUCAAGGGCGAGGCAGCCGACACAUUCGGCGAGACCAUCGGCGCUGGCACUAACGAUCUCGAGGCCGGCACCAAGGCCUUGAUGGCCGAGACCGGCGACAUGCUCCCUCAAAUUACCGCUGGCGGCUCUGUCGACAUGACUCUGCACCAGGUCAACGCUGAUGGUGGUGGCCCCUACGACUGCAUGAUCAACGCCGACGGCACUGGUGCCGACUGGACCAACAUCAACGUCGUCACCACCCCUCCGGGCGAGAACUCUCGCAACCGUGACGGUGCCAAGACCGACUUCCCUCUCAAGGCCGCUAUUCCUGCCGGCCAGACGUGCACUGGUACCGUUGCCGGCCAGUCCAACGUCUGCCUGGUUCGCUGCCAGAAUGCCGCCCGUGCCGGACCAUUCGGCGGUGUCGUUCCCGUUCAGUUGGCCAACAGCACCACACCUGCCGCUGCUCGCCGCAAUCUGAUGCUUGCCAUCAAGCGCUCCGACGAUCUCCUUAAGAAGAUGAUCAAGCGUGCCCAGACACCCUCCGCCGCCCCCGAGGACGACCCCGAUUACCUGGCUGAGCUCCGCGCUGACGGCGAGGAGAUCUAG